Molecule: messenger RNA, 3079 nt
Organism: Odobenus rosmarus divergens (Pacific walrus)
Lineage: Eukaryota; Metazoa; Chordata; Mammalia; Carnivora; Odobenidae
Gene: HERC6
Product: HECT and RLD domain containing E3 ubiquitin protein ligase family member 6
Exons: 23
Coding region: 17-3079 (1020 amino acids)
Molecular function (GO): ubiquitin-protein transferase activity
Source: RefSeq, a predicted model, not a curated record
GGGGCGCGGGAACGGGAUGUACCUCUACUGGGGCACCAGCCCCCGAAGACCUCUGCACCGGAGGCGGACCGGCCGGGAUGGCGUCGAGCUGCAACAGGCGGCCUCCGGGGAGCGCCACUCGCUGCUGCUGCUGAGCAACGGCGAGGUGCACUCGUGCGGGAACAACAGCCAGGGCCAGCUGGGGCGGAGGGGCGUGCAGAGCGAGGAGCAGCCAAAACCAAUUCGUGCAUUGGAAACUCUACGCGUUGAUCUUGUGAGCUGUGGAAAGGAACACUCUCUUGCUGUCUGUUACAAAGGAAGGGUCUUUGCAUGGGGGGCUGGUUCUGAAGGGCAGCUGGGAGUUGGAGAAUUUAAGGAAAUAAAUCUUAUACCUAGGAAGAUAAAAACUCUGACUGGUAUAAAAAUUAUACAAGUUUCCUGUGGACACUACCACUCCCUGGCAUUAUCAGAAGAUGGCCAACUGUUUUCAUGGGGAAGUAACAGCCAUGGGCAGCUGGGCCUGGGGAAGAAGCUCCCCUCCCAAGCCAGCCCGCAGAGGGUGAGGUCCCUGGACGGCAUCCCCCUCACUCAGGUGGCUGCAGGCGGGGCCCACAGCUUCGCCCUAUCUCUCUCUGGGGCUUCAUUUGGCUGGGGAAACAACAAUGCAGGGCAGCUGGCCCUCCAAAAGAAUAAUGUCCCAGUACUGCAAAGCUCCAAGCCUCGUUCAAUUGGUGCGCUGAAGAAUCUAGGUGUGAUUUAUAUCAGCUGUGGUUAUGAGCAUACUGCAGUGCUUACCCAGACCGGGAAAGUGUUCACGUUUGGAGGCAAUAGCUAUGGACAGCUGGGACGCAGCCCCACUGCUGAGAAGGAAGGUCCACAACUCAUGGAAGGAAUUGAUGGCCUAGUUUCACAGAUAGAUUGUGGAAGUUACCAUACCCUUGCAUAUGUCUACACCACUGGAAAGGUAGUGUCUUUCGGUCGCGGACCAAGUUGCAAAAGCAGCCCAACUCAUCUGGAGGCUCUGACAGAGAACGCUGGCUUUACCUGCCUGAUUUCUGCUGAUGACCUUGUGGAUUUUCAAGUCAAACAUAUUUUUGCUGGAACACAUGCCAAUUUUGUGACAACUUAUCAGGAUACCAGUUCCACAGAUGUUUCCAGGAAAAUCCUGCCAGAAAUAAGUCAAAUUAACCAGUCCCUGAUGGAUAAAUGGAUAGCAGCGGCAACAGGAAGCACUGAACGUCAAGUGACUAAGAGUGAAAUUAUGAAGAUAUUUUCAUCUCCUGCUUGUCUGACUGCAAGUUUUUUAAAGAAAAGAGACCUCGUAGAAACGAUUUCCAUUGAUGUGGACUUACAAAAGGCAAGAGAUACCUUCGAGAAGUUAACAAAAACAGAAUGGAUUUCUUUCAUGAUAACUACAUGUCUCAGGGAUAGUCUUCUCAGAGCUCUUCCGUGUCGUUCUUCACACCGAGAAGCAUUAUCAGUUUUCCUUCUGCUCCCAGAAUGUCCUGUGAUGCAUGAUUCUAGCAACUGGAAGAGUCUGGUGGUUCCAUUUGCAGAAGCUGUUUGCAAGAUGAGUGACCGAUCUUCACGAGUCCUGAAGCAGUGUUGGGCAUCUUUGCAAGAAUCUUCUCUCAACAAACUGGUCCAGAUGCUUAAAACUGCCAUUAUUUCUCAGUUCUCCCGGUGGACUGAACACAGUCAGAGUUACUGCAAUCUUAAAGCUCUUCUAGAAGUGAUGAAAGAAAUACAUAAGGUAAACACAGCUAACUGCCAACUACCAGAAAAUACUUUCAACAUAAAUGAAGCCUCCAAUUUCGUGAACACGUAUACUCAUACAAGAUUGUUCUUUAGGGCUAACAACCUGAUACGUGCAGAAAACCCCAGUCCCAUUGUUUUAAGUGAUUUUCCAUUUAUUUUUACUUUGCUAUCCAAAAUUCUAUUAUUACAAGUUGAGUCCCGUUUGAAAAUGCUGGACUUAAAACAGAAAGAAUACCUGGAUUGGGAGCAAGUGAUUCUGCAAUACAAUAUAUCCCCUACACUUACACUUAGAGUCAGACGAAGUCACCUAGUUGAAGAUGCUCUGCGUCAGUUAAGCCAAACUGAAGACACUGACCUCUGUAAAGUAUUAGUGACUGAAUUUAUUAAAGAAAUUCGUUCUCAGGGGCACGGGGUAAUAUCCGAGUUCUUCUACAGUAUAUUUGAAGAGAUGACCAAGACAGAAUAUGGAAUGUUCAUGUAUCCUGAAGAUGGUUCCUACAUGUGGUUUCCUGUCAGUCCUAAAUUUGAGAAGAACAGAUAUUUCCUUUUUGGAAUACUGUGUGGACUCUCCCUAAACAACUCAAAUGUCGCCAACCUUCCUUUUCCACUGGCUCUGUUUAAGAAACUUCUGGAACAAAAGCCAUCAUUGCAAGAUUUAAAAGAACUCAGUCCUCUUCUAGGGAAGAAUUUGCAAGAAGUUCUAAAUAAUGAAGCUGAUGACAUUGGAGAAGAACUUGACAUAUAUUUUUCUAUACACUGGGACAAAAAAGAUGUUGCUUUAAUUCCAAAUGGGAUCUCUGUACCUGUGGACCAAACCAACAAGAAAGAAUAUGUUUCUGCAUGCAUUGAUUACAUUUUCAACACCUCUGUAAAGGCAGUUUAUGAGGAAUUUCAGAGAGGAUUUUAUAAAGUCUGUGACAAGGAAAUACUUUUUAAACUUUUCCAUCCUGAAGAACUAAUGACAGCAGUGGUUGGAAGUACUGAUUAUGACUGGAAACAGUUUGAAGAGAAUUCACGAUAUACUCCAGGAUACCACAAAUCACAUCCUACUAUACUGAUGUUUUGGAAAGCUUUCCACAAAUUAACCUUGGAGGAAAAGAAAAAAUUCCUCUUUUUUCUUAGCGGAAAUGACAGGCUGCACGUAAGAGGCAAACAGAAAACAGGAAUCCUAUUUCGCUGUCCUGAAACUUUCAGUGAAACAGAUUACCCAAGAGCGCUGACCUGUUAUAAUAUUCUGGACCUUCCUAAAUAUUCUACAAUGGAAAAAGUGGAGGAAGCCCUUCAAGUAGCCAUCAACAGCAAUAGAGGAUUUGUCUCUGUCACAGUCACAGAGCAACAGUGA